AUGCUGGAACAUGUGAAUUGCUCCAUUUAUGAAAACCCUUUGAAAUCUACAUUCAUUGUUUCAGUUAUUAUAUCAAUAGGAAUUGUAUUAUCUUAUGUUCCACAACAUAUUAAAAUUGUUCAAACUAAAUCUUCAACUGGAUUAUCACCUGUCUUCUUAUUAUUAUCUUCAUUAUCAGGUAUUGCUGCUACUUCUAAUUUAAUCUUAUUAUCAUUCAUAUCAAUACCAUGUUGUUUGGAAAUUACAAAAUUUGAAUGUAUAAAUUCUCAAAUUUCAUUAAUUCAAGUUGGUUUACAAACUUUUUCAACAUUAUUAGUUGUUUUCCUUUGUGUCAUAUUUACAAGAAAUCCAUUAGAUUAUGAAGAAUAUCUUGAAGUUAUAAAAGUUUGGAAACAAAUCUUAUGGUUCACAGGAUUCAUAAUAAUAAGUUUAAUAAUUUCAUUUAUUUAUGGAAUAAAAUCAUCAAAUUUUAUAUUAAAAUAUGCACAAAUCUUGGGGAUUUUUUCAACUAUAGUGGCAAUUAUUCAAUAUUUACCUCAAUUGAAAACUACAAUUCAUUUGAAGAAGGCUGGUUCUUUAUCAAUACCAAUGAUGUGUAUUCAAACACCUGGUGGAUUCAUAUGGACUGCAACUUUAAUACUUAAACCUGGUUCAAAUUGGAGUAGUUGGUUCCCAUAUUUAACUGGUGCUGUGUUACAAGGUACAUUAUUAGUUCUUUGUACUUAUUAUGAAUAUAUUGCUGAAAAAGAUGAAGUAUUAUUAGUUCAAGAAGAUCAAUAUUAUACAUUUGAAGAAUAA
Molecule: messenger RNA, 798 nt
Organism: Hansenula ciferrii
Lineage: Eukaryota; Fungi; Ascomycota; Saccharomycetes; Phaffomycetales; Wickerhamomycetaceae
Product: PQ-loop repeat-containing protein
Exons: 1
Coding region: 1-798 (265 amino acids)
Source: RefSeq, a predicted model, not a curated record